This is a messenger RNA of Ricinus communis (castor bean), 3823 nucleotides long. Its product is annotated as serine/threonine-protein kinase CTR1. The record is from RefSeq and is a predicted model, not a curated record. Bases 559 to 3408 code for a protein of 949 amino acids. Gene Ontology annotation, molecular function: ATP binding; protein kinase activity. Gene Ontology annotation, biological process: protein phosphorylation. Lineage: Eukaryota; Viridiplantae; Streptophyta; Magnoliopsida; Malpighiales; Euphorbiaceae. The transcript has 15 exons.
CUCUCUCUCUCUCUCUAUAUCUGCCGCUACUAAUUUUCAAUUCCAAUUUCCCACCGAUUCUCUGCUCUAACUUCCACAUACACUCUCUAUCCACUUCUCUCAUUUCCUUUCCUUAUUUUACACUCUGAAACAAACCUCCCCCCUCUCUCUCUCUUUGCGCCACCGCCCUUAUCUGUCUUCUAUAAGCUGUAAACACCGCCAUAGCACAAUUUCUAUAAAAGAGCUCGAUCCAUUACCUUUGCAAAACCGGAUCCUUCGCGAGGCACCGAAGUGGAUCCCUGUAAAAAGGUUCCGAUUGUAUUCAAUAUUCGAUAACUGUAUCUGGUUCUUAGGUUUUGUUUUCUUUGGAUCAGAUUAAUUUUCACGCGUUUCCACGGUCAAACAGGUGUUUUUAUUUAUUUGUUUAUUUUCUUAGUUCGUUGGAUUAUCGUGACCUAAGCUUUUGAGAGGAAGAGGAAGAGAAAGAUUUAGAACAGUUAGAAGCAAGAGCGAGUGCCCGUGCGGGUUUCUGUUGGUUGCUGUCGUGAAGUCCGUGUUGCAGAAAGAGAAAAAAGAAAAAUGCCUCAUCGGACGACUUACUUCUUUCCAAGGCAAUUUCCGGAUCGGUCGUCUGGAUUCGAUGCAUCUUCUACUAAACAGUUGUUAGAUCACGAGAAGAAGAAACUAAUCAAAGACACUUUUAACAUAGAUAACGACCUCCCUCGAAAAGACUUUAGUAGGAGUAGCAGUAGUAAUAGUACAGCUGGAAAUGGGAAUAUCACAUCUCAAAUCCAAACUACUUCGAGUCCAACAACAACUGCUACUGCACAAACUCCAGCGUUCGAUCUUUUCACGAGCAGCGAUGAUGAGAAGUAUCACCAAAAGGAGAAAAAGCAAUUUGGUGAAGAUGACAAGCUACAGAAGAAGAAGAAACAACUUGCUGCUUUUUAUGAUUGGCUUGCCGAGAAAAAGGCGGAGAAGAGAUCAGUUAUUAGUCACGUGAAGUUGCAAAGGUUAUCAUCCUAUGAUGACGAUGAAGAUCGUCACCUUUUACUCACACCCGAACCACCUCCAGCUCCAGAGCCAGAGAUUAUUGGUGAGAUAGUCCCGGAGAUAGUUCCAGAGGUUAGGGAUGUCGACCGAAAGUUUGACCGUCAGGUUUCUUUACCGAGAUUAUCAAGCGGGAGUAGUUAUGCUGGUAGCUUGUUUUCUGGAACUACACUGGACGGGAACUUUCUGAGUGAGAUAAAGGAAAGUGUUCGGCAGGAUGAGGAGGUUGAGGAGGAAAAGAAGAAAGAUGAUGAGAAGGUAGCGCAAAGGACAAGAGAAACUUACUAUUUGCAGCUUGCUUUAGCUAGAAGGCUUAGUUUCCAAUCUGGUCUUGCUAGUGAGAUUGUUCUUUUGCAAGAAGGACCCGAGUUCCCUGAUGCUGAAACGGUUUCCUAUCGUCUUUGGGUUACUGGAUGCUUGUCGUACAGUGACAGAAUAUCGGAUGGAUUUUAUAACAUUCUUGGAAUGAAUCCAUAUCUGUGGCUUAUGUGCAAUGAUGAAGAGGAAGGAAGACGGUUGCCGCCUUUAAUGUCGCUUAAAGAAAUUGAACCUAGUGACACAUCAAUGGAGGUGGUUCUUGUUGAUGGCCUUGGCGAUUCUCGCCUUAAGGAGCUCGAGGAUAAAGCUCAUGAACUCUAUUGUGCAUCAGAAAAUACGUUGGUGUUAGUGGAGAAAUUGGGAAAGCUCGUUGCUGUUUGCAUGGGGGGGACUUUUCCGGUGGAGCAAGGUGAUCUUCAUAAACGCUGGAAAAUAGUCAGCAAGAGAUUAAGGGAGUUUCACAAGUGUAUUGUUCUCCCCAUUGGCAGCCUUUCCAUGGGACUCUGCAGGCAUCGUGCAAUUCUAUUCAAGAAAUUGGCAGACUAUAUAGGUUUGCCAUGCCGGAUAGCUCGAGGUUGCAGAUAUUGUGUAGCAGAUCACCGUUCGUCUUGCCUAGUCAAAAUUGAGGAUGACAAACAGUUGUCAAGGGAAUAUGUGGUUGAUCUAGUAGGCCAGCCAGGAAAUAUACAUGGCCCAGAUUCCACAAUCAAUGGAGGGUUCAUACCUUCAAUUCCUUCACCAUUUAAAAUUUCCCAUCUGAAAGAUUUCCAACAUCCUUGCAUGGACGACACACCUCGUCAGAUUUCAGUAUCAAAGCAAUUGUGUGCUGUUCCUGUAAAUCCUUAUUCAGGCAGGGAAGAAGGCCGACAAUCAAUGGGGAAUCUCAAGUUGUCCACUUACGUUUCAGCUGAUCAGGCUACUCUUGGGAAUGAUUCAUCUCUGGUUCCUUUGGAUUUAACAAGGAGUGCCGAAUCUCUUGAUGUAUCAGGGCUAUCUAUACACGAGCGUUCUGACCUUGAAGUAGAACAAGUAGUAAUACAACAAACUUACAGAAAAGAGAUUGUAAUGUCUGGAAAUCCUAGUGUUCUCAAGCGAACUGAAGUGAACUUGUCAUGUCAGUCCAACAAGAGGGAGGUAGAUAGUAAGCUUGACGGUCAAAGCAAGUUACCUGCUCUGUCCAUCCCGAGAUAUUUGAAUCUUGAACCUUCACUUGCUAUGGACUGGCUUGAGAUCUCAUGGGAUGAAUUACAUAUCAAGGAGCGUGUUGGUGCCGGUUCAUUUGGAACGGUGCAUCGAGCUGAAUGGCAUGGAUCGGAUGUUGCUGUCAAGGUUUUAUCUGUUCAAGAUUUUCACGAUGAUCAGUUGAGGGAGUUCUUAAGAGAGGUUGCAAUUAUGAAACGUGUCCGCCAUCCAAAUGUGGUCCUGUUCAUGGGUGCCGUUACAAAGCGUCCUCAUCUGUCAAUAGUGACAGAAUACCUGCCCAGGGGUAGUUUAUACCGCCUCAUACACAGGCCAACUGCUGGAGAAAUGUUGGACCAAAGGAGGCGGUUACGCAUGGCCUUGGAUGUGGCGAAGGGCAUCAAUUAUCUACAUUGUCUGAGCCCUCCCAUAGUUCAUUGGGACCUUAAAUCUCCGAAUCUGUUGGUUGAUAAAAAUUGGACAGUGAAGGUGUGUGAUUUUGGAUUAUCUAGAUUUAAAGCAAACACAUUUUUAUCAUCAAAAUCAGUUGCUGGAACACCUGAGUGGAUGGCUCCAGAAUUCCUUCGUGGCGAGCCCUCGAAUGAAAAAUCAGAUGUCUAUAGUUUUGGAGUCAUCCUAUGGGAGCUGGUAACCAUGCAACAACCUUGGAAUGGGCUUAGUCCUGCACAGGUGGUUGGAGCUGUAGCCUUCCAGAACAGAAGGCUUACUAUACCGCAAAACACCUCUCCUGCGCUGGUUUCUCUCAUGGAAUCUUGCUGGGCCGAUGAUCCAGCUCAGCGCCCAUCUUUUGGUAAAAUAGUAGAGUCGCUGAAGAAGUUGCUGAAGUCUCCACUCCAGUUGUUACAGAUGGGUGGAAAAUGACGAGUACUUUCCACCGGGAUGGAGGACUCCGGGGAUCUUAAUUCAAUUUGUAACACCAGUAAAAAUCAUACGCCUCUAAAGCAAUGUACUACUAACAGGACCCCUUUUUUGGGUUCCAGGCAACUGUAGAUUUGUUGCUCACGAUCUAACCCGAUUUGAAAGGCACUGAAACUCGGGAAAGCGGAGACCUGCUGCUGUUUAAAGUUGGCAGAGAAGUAGCUUGCAUCUCUGUAUAGGUUUUCUAUAAGGUAGCCUUUCUCAGUGUUAUAAAAUUUCAGAGCCUCAUCGAGAAUGUAAUUUUGUUUUAAAUUAAAGUGACGCUGUAAUAUUGGGCUUUAAUGAGAGAAGCUUCCUCAAUUUGUUCAUACAGUUGCAUGAUGAUGUAAUAAUAGAAUCAAGCUCCUGGUUCUCUGUA